AUGGAGGAAACAACGCAUUCCACAACUUGGGACCCGAACUUGCGGAGGAGGCUUGUCCUGAGGGAUAUAGAUAGGGUCCCGUUCGGCCUGUACCAUGUCCGGGCUGUGGUUGUGGCAGGGGUUGGCUUCUUCCUCGACUCCUACGACAUCUUCUCCAUCAACUUUUUCAUGAUCUACCUCGGCGUCGUCUUCUGGCAGGGAGAGCCGGGGGCUGCUACCAACGGGUUCGGGGGCAACCACGGCCAUCUUCCGUCCACCGUUAACCAGUCCUUGAAGGCGGCGACCAGCGCAGGCAUCGUCAUCGGGCAGGUCCUCUUCGGGUGGCUCGCCGACGUGUACGGCCGGAGGAGGAUCUACGGCAUCGAGCUCGGCAUCGUCCUGCUUGCUACCUUGAACUGCGCUCUCGCCAACCCCAGCCAGUCGAUAAACUCGACUGGUAUCCUCGGUAUGGGCAUCGGCGGGGACUGCCCCCACAGUUCGGUGAUAACAUCAGAAUUCGCCCCGACGAGAUGGCGCGGCGCGAUGGUGGCGUGCCGUGUUUUCGAUGCAGGGCAUGGGCCAGCUCAUGGCUGCAGUCGUGGCUCUGAUCGUGGUCGUCGCCUUCAAGGGCUCGUUUAUCAAUGUCACCGACCUGUCCCGCUGUGGCGUCGACUGCCAAACUGCGGCCGAUCGUUCCUGGCGUCUGAUCGUGGGCGCAGGCGCGCUCCCUGCGUGCUUCGCCCUGUAUUAUCGCAUCACGAUCCCCGAAACUCCGCGCUAUACUUUGACGUGGCUCAGGACAUUGAAAAAGCAGAUGCCGAUAUCAAAGCCUAUAUGGCCAGCAAGUCGACGGCGGCGUGGACUCCCCAGUGGAAGAACGCAAAAGUUCUCAUUGGCACCAUCUUGCCGUGGUUCUUUCUCGUGUCAGUGAUAUCUCCAGUGGCCCAAAACUAUGCUCAGGAAGCCUCAGAACGGACACCCAUCUCGAUCAUCUCUCUAGUUCAACCACAAAAAUAUGAACGAGGCUUCCACUAUGGGGCUUUACGUUGUCGCCCAGUUCUUUUCAACUUUGGCCCCAACACCACCACAUUUAUCGUCCCGGGGGAGUGCUACCCGACCCGUUACCGCUCCACAGGCCACGGCGUCUCAGCCGCCAUGGGCAAGAUCGGCGCCAUCCUGGCCCAGGUCAUCAGCAUCCCCCUUCUCGAGAAGGACAAGCCCGAGACGUGCGCCGGCAACGACUGUUCACCAUUCUUGGACCGCUUGAUGCAGAUAUUCGCACUGUUCAUGCUCCUCGGCACGGUCACCUCGCUCCUGAUACCCGAGACGAAGGGGUCGACGCUCGAGGAGCUUGCGGGCGAGGAGGGGCACGGUAGCAGCUCAGGAGGAGGGCGAGGGGGAGGAGGAGGGAAAGGGCUUGGUGGGGCGACGCAGUGGUGGAAGAACCCGCUGGCCAGCGGGCAGCCGGCUGGAUUCUUCCUCGCGCACCAGCGCGCCUAG
Messenger RNA from Gaeumannomyces tritici R3-111a-1, 1479 nucleotides. RefSeq lists its product as hypothetical. Gene Ontology annotation, molecular function: transmembrane transporter activity. The transcript is spliced from 8 exons. The coding region runs from base 1 to 1479 and encodes 492 amino acids. The record is from RefSeq and is a predicted model, not a curated record. Gene Ontology annotation, cellular component: membrane. NCBI's taxonomy places the organism in Eukaryota, Fungi, Ascomycota, Sordariomycetes, Magnaporthales, Magnaporthaceae. Gene Ontology annotation, biological process: transmembrane transport.